Messenger RNA from Clarias gariepinus (North African catfish), 2438 nucleotides. RefSeq lists its product as uncharacterized. Bases 141 to 1283 code for a protein of 380 amino acids. Gene Ontology annotation, molecular function: structural constituent of postsynaptic intermediate filament cytoskeleton. Gene Ontology annotation, cellular component: intermediate filament; axon; postsynaptic intermediate filament cytoskeleton. The transcript is spliced from 3 exons. Lineage: Eukaryota; Metazoa; Chordata; Actinopteri; Siluriformes; Clariidae. The record is from RefSeq and is a predicted model, not a curated record. Gene Ontology annotation, biological process: neurofilament bundle assembly.
CAGCAGUAUUUCUGAACUGGUGCAGUGCUGGUUCAUCUCCACUGAUGGUGUGCAGAACAAGGGGGACCUAGAAGACAUACUUCUUCAAAACAAAAUCUCCACGUUAAUAUAUAUUUAAAAAAACGUAAAAAUUCAUCAUCAUGAGUUUAAUUUCCUCCUCCUCACUGAUCCGGCGCUGGGACAACCAUUCCAGCCCCUACCGCCUCUCCCAGAUGUCCUUCACUUCCUCACGGCGGCUGCUGAAGUCUGAGCCAUUGCGCUGCUUGGAGCCAAAUGAGCUAAGUGUGGUGUGUGCAGAGCUGGUGGGACUGAGAGCUCAGGAAAAAGAAGAGUUAGUGGGCCUGAACGACCGCUUUGCCUCGUACAUCGAGAAGGUGCGUCGUUUGGAGCAGCAGAAUCGGAUGCUCAUGGUGCAGCUGGAAGCACUGCAGGGCAUGCAGACUCAGCCAUCUCGGCUGCAGCAGCUGUACAGGCAGGAGGCACAAGAUCUUCGCCAGCAGCUGCACCAUGAGACUCAGGACAAGGAACACAUGGAGGUGAGGAGAGACAAGCUGCAGGAGGAGCAGGAGCAGCUGGAAAAGCGCUGGCAGGAGGAGGUGCGGCACCGUGAGCGGGCCGAGGACGAGCUGCAGCGUGCAAGGGAUGAGGCGGACAGGACAGCACUGUCGAGCUGUGAUGCUGAGGUCAGAGUAAUGUCUUUGGCACAGGAGUUAGCCUUUGUGAAGCAGGUGUUCGCAGAAGAACGGGAGGGGCUGAAGGUGCAGCUGCAGGUGUCUAGUCUCAGCAUGGAGCCAGAUGUGAGCAGACCAGAUCUCUCAGCCGCCCUGAGGGAGAUCCGUGCCCAGUACGAAAGCCUGGCCAGGCGCAACAUGCAAACCGCCGAAACCUGGUACCAGGGGAAAGUGGCCAAUGUGGCACAAGUAGCUGACAAGCAGCAGGAGGCUGUGCGCUUGGUGCGCGAGGAAACGGCCAAGCACCGCCAGCUGCUGCUUGCAUGUUCCACCGAGGUUGAAACUCUGAGGAGUGUCAUCAACUCACUAAAUGCACAGCUCAGAGAACUAGAGGAGACGCAGAGUGAGGAGGUUGCCAAGUAUCAGGAGAGGAUAAGUCAUCUGGAGACGGAUAUUGCUGAGGCUAAAGAGGAGAUGUCGCGCUACUUGAGGGAAUAUCAAGAUCUGCUGAACGUAAAGAUGGCCCUGGACAUUGAAAUUGCAGCAUACAAGCAGCUGCUUGAGGGGGAGGAGAUUCGCCUGACGUACUGCUCUGUGCCUGUUUUGGCGUAAAUCUAGACCUACGAAUCCAACUUCAAAAUCUCCAUCAUUACCCAUUGUUACUCCACCUUUAUGCAUACCAAACCUUCUCUUGACGAUUACCACAAUGUUGUUGCCUAAUAUAAUAGAUAUUAGGAUAUAAGGCUGGCCCCUUUACCCAGGGGUCUUCAAAAUUUUCCCCAAUAAGCCGGAGUGAAUGAAUUUAAGUGCGACCCCAAUUCGGCUGAAAUAAAAGCAUCCACACCGGAUUUUAAUUCUAUGACUUUUAACUGCAUUUUUAGGACUUUUAACUGCAAACUCCAAACUAUCUUGCUUUAACCUUUAACCCUAGGACCCAACCUAACUUUAUGACACUGAACCAUAUUUACAUUACCACCAUCACUGAUUUAAAGAGAAAUGAGCCCUUGUGUUACACAAGAGGUAAACCAGGAUCUUCCCCCUUCUUCUUCACACUUUAAAUGAAACAAAGACACCAUGGAGAAAACACUAUGCUCAGCACUUGCCCAGUCAGAGUUUAAUAUCCUCUUGUUGGUGAAUUAUCACUCCUCAGUUUUUCUUAAAGUGCCAAUCAUGGCUGGUAAUCAAUCCUCUUUGUCUAAACAAUUAGCCAGUUGUUUAUGAAGGUGGAUUCAUUUUAAACCAAUCUUGCAUUAGGCACAAGAAAUGUACUAAGGAAGUGACUUUGUUGUCCUGACCCAAAAUCUAGCAAGAGGAUGUUACUCUGUACACCGACACUGUAAGUGGAGUAAGUAAACCAACUGACUGGUUUGUCAGGCCAUUCAGAGCUGCAGCACUCAUUCGCUUAUUUGCUUACUGUUCAUGUCCCUAGAUAACUUUUAGUCUGCAUCCUAAUAUUGCGAUAAUAUUGAGAUACUGUAUUUUACUUAAUAGAAAUAUCUUAAAUAGAAAGGUUGAACAAUGCUACUGAAGAAUCAUUAGGUAGAAACAUGUGUUCAUCUUUAUAAAAAAAAAAAAACACUACAGCAAUCUAUGUGCUCACAUCUGCUUCUGUUACAUCUGUCCAUCAAUGUGAAACUAAGUCAACUGCUAGUGGGUUAAACAACAAGCAGAGAAGUAAUGGACACCAGUCUCAUUAUGUGCUGAUGUCUGUAAAACAUGCUCUGCUCCUAAAACAAUACCUACUGAAUAAAACCAAUGCAAAACUCA